AUGAUCGAUAAUGCAGGUGAAGAGAUUAAGGCAGUCGAAGAGUGCUUCCCUAAUAGCACUGUAUUAUUAUGCCAUUUCAAUGUAUUGCAUUCCUGGCACAGAAAUUUAAAUCAUAAUCACAAUGCAAAUAAAGAUCCUUAUAAAAUAGCUAUUUGGGAAGAUCUUUGGCGAUUAAUGAAAACUGAGAAUUCAGAUAUCUGGAUUAUUCGUUCUAUAACUAAUGCUGAUAUUGAAUAUUCUGUUCGAAAAAAUAAUAGUAGAGACGAUUUAAAUCUUACAUCAUAUAUUUGUAUUUGUCAUGAUUUCAGAGUACGUCAAUUGCCAUGCAAACACAUAUUCGCAGUGCUUAGUCAACUUCAAGUCUCUGAAGAUAGUGAAGAAGAAAAUAAUCAAUUCUCCCAAUAUCAACAAUCUGCAGAGACUAACAUUCUUGAUUCUUCUAGCUCUUUUUAUUAUCCUAUAAACUAUAAAGAUAAAAAAAAAUAUGAGUUUAAAAAAUUACAAGAAGAACUAGCAGCAAUCACUGCAGAAUGA
Molecule: messenger RNA, 534 nt
Organism: Scutellospora calospora
Lineage: Eukaryota; Fungi; Glomeromycota; Glomeromycetes; Diversisporales; Gigasporaceae
Source: the annotation of a GenBank genome assembly